ACUAUCACCGGGCAGAUCUGGAUCUCACAAAACUGUUUCUUACUCGUAAAAAUAUCAUUUCAUUCCCCUUUGAAUCUGGCAUUCGGACGAUUCAUAUACAAGACCUUUGACCUUACGACCACGCUUAUCACGACUUAGAGACCCACGGGAUUCCGACAUGCGUACUAGUGCUAUCAUUUUCAGUCUCGCACUGGUAGUCGGUAGUCUUGCUAGUCCAGUCAAGCUUGACCUCGGGGAUGGUGUUGACUAUGAGGUUGGCUAUCCCCUCAUAGCUGGCCAAGCCGACAACGCGGAUGGUAUCGACAUAGUCAAGAGGGCUACUACUUCUACAAAAAUGACUUCGACCCAGAAGACCUCCUCAGUCAAGAUAAUCUCGACCGCGAAAGCAUCACCUAUCGCGACAAAGGCGGCCACUACUUCUUCAAAGAAGGUCAGCAGUACUUUGAAGACCUCGAGUACCGUGAAGUCGUCAUCGGCAGCUGCAGCAAAGGCCACUACAUAUCAGCAGCGGGUCCUCGUUUCACACAAUGUCCACCGUGCCAAUCAUUCUGCCAGCAAUCUCGUCUGGGACAACGCUCUUGCUUCGACUGCCGCCCAGAUCGCAUCGACUUGUGUCUAUGCUCACAACACAACGACAGAUGGUGGAGGUUACGGUCAAAACAUCGCUGCUGGUCUUGCUGCAGACAACAUAACAGCCGUCAUCACAGAACUUUUUUACAACGGCGAAGUCUCGUACUUCAACGGGCUCUACGGACAAGCCCAACCUGACAUGUCCGAUUUCCACAAUUGGGGUCACUUUUCUCAGAUUGUUUGGAAAGGUACUUCCAAGGUCGGCUGCGCUACUCAGUACUGUCCCAAAGGUCUUGCCAAUGUUGGACCCUACACUCCACCACACUUUACAGUGUGCAAUUAUGGUCCUCCAGGAAACUACCUUGGUGAAUUCGAUGUCAAUGUCGGCAAGUCCCUCAACCGACCUACAGUCCAUUGGAACUAUGGUUUGUAGACACGAUUACAACUAAGUUAGAAGAGAUUGAUCAUUCGUUCCACGAGAAAAGAACUUUCUGCGAGGGUGCAUGGGAAUUGUUAACAGGGCCAUUGUAUCGGGUGUUUAUCGGUGACCCGGGUGUACAUCGUAAGCAUGUCUGUAUUACACUUAAACUAUACACACUGUAUACCAGAUGUCAGUCC
Molecule: messenger RNA, 1188 nt
Organism: Aureobasidium pullulans EXF-150
Lineage: Eukaryota; Fungi; Ascomycota; Dothideomycetes; Dothideales; Saccotheciaceae
Product: PR-1-like protein
Exons: 2
Coding region: 158-1003 (281 amino acids)
Cellular component (GO): extracellular region
Source: RefSeq, a predicted model, not a curated record